CUCACCGGGCUUUCGACUCAGCUCCUAAGUUCAAUGUUUAUCACGAUGUGUCAAGAUUAUGUAAUUUUGCGACAAUUCGAAAAUAGGACGGUGGAUGGCAAGAGUACGUGGUGCGUGUUUUCGUCGAGUAGAGUAAUUGAAGAGAUCAACUAUGUAUCAUAGAUGGGAAAAAGUAUUUCAGAUUAAUAAUUUACAGCACAGCUUAGGCUGUGGUUUAAAUUUGUUCGGUUUGACAGAUCGGAUCAGCUGUUCGACGCUGGCAUUUGUCCCCAAAUGUCAACCCGUAGGGAAUAAGGAAUUAAUUUUAUUAGAGAAUUUUAUAAAUGAUUCCGGUAAAAUAUGCGUUUUGACGGGUGCUGGAAUAUCCACUGAGAGUGGAAUACCAGACUAUAGAUCUGAAGGUGUAGGUUUAUAUGCAAGGAGUGAUCAAAGACCUGUACUUUACAAAGAAUUCUGUGAAAACGAAGGCAGGAGGACAAGAUACUGGGCUAGAAAUUAUGUGGGAUGGCCACGGUUUUCUUCAUUUACCCCGAACAUAACUCAUAAAGUGCUCAAGGAUCUGGAAGAUAUUGGAAAAGUAAGCUGCGUAGUUACUCAAAAUGUAGAUAACUUACAUUUCAAAGCAGGUAGUAAAAACGUAAUCGAAAUUCAUGGAACAGCCUUUACAGUCGUAUGUUUGAACUGCGAACACAAGAUUUCUAGAUUUGACAUGCAGAAGAUACUCCAACAAAACAACAAGAACAUGAAUGCCGAAACUCAGAUGAUGAGGCCAGAUGGCGAUGUCGAAUUAUCACAGGAACAGAUUGAUAAUUUCGUAGUGCCUUCGUGCAAAAAAUGUGGUGGAGUAUUAAAGCCUGACAUUGUAUUUUUUGGCGAUAAUGUGCCACGUGAAAGGGUGGAAAAAAUAAAGCAGGAAGUAGAAGCUGCAGAUUCCUUGUUAGUACUGGGCUCGUCACUUACAGUGUUUUCUGGGCUUAGAAUCAUCCAUCAGGCAGUUGAGGCUAAAAAACCCAUAUCAAUAGUGAAUAUUGGACAAACAAGGGGAGAUCAGUAUGCUCAACUUAAAAUAGUAGCAAGAUGCGGAGAAAUACUUUCCAAGAUUCGCUGUUUAUGAUGGUAAUUUUAAUAUAGCAAUUUAGUAUAAGUUCAUUUAUACACGGGCCGAUUGCAUUAGCUGUUCGAAAAAUAUCAACCCAGUUGUUAACUCAGGAUAUAAUAUGUAAAUUUUUGUUAACGAACCAAACUCUGUGUAGAAUAAUACUGUGAUUACUACCUCAAGCUAAAUACUUGUUGCUGUUUAUUAUUGCCGUGAUGAAUGAUUUUUUUACGCUUGGGAAAAGGAUACAAAAUUCCAGCUAGCUGUUUCAAGGAUUGUAUUCGACUCUAUUUACUCCUAACAUCAAUCAAUCUAAAUUUCAUUAGAAAAUAUUUACUAUUCCGCAAUUAUCGUUCAUUACUCAGUGCCUCUCCCAAAAGAAGCAUCGAUACUUUUAUCGAUUCAUCAAAUCGUAUUACACUUUGAUACAGAAUAAGCUACGUUACAUGUGAGCUGUAUAAUUCUGAUAUCAACUUUUGUUAUCGUCUGGUUUGAUGAAAUAAGAUUUAUAUUCACAUUUAAGUGUUACUUCUUUAGCAUAUUGGUGAUGAUCAGUUUAUCAUGAAGUACGUACGUAUUCCUUUGCAGCUUUAUAGUAGCUAUGUAAUCAUAACUUAUCAUCGCUUGAAUGAUAGAUGAGGCACAUGCAUUUUGGCAGAUUUAUGACAUAUCAACGAUGUAGUAAUAGGACUGACAUAUCUAACUGUUCUGCACGUAUUUAUGAUUUGCCAACAGGAUUAUCUCAUUGAUGUAGCUCAGAUAUUUCACAGAUGAAAAACAGAAUGUAACAAUCCAACCACAAGACGAUAGAUGUAUCAGCUUGUAAAAUAUACGUAACAAAAGUAACACUGAUAAUGGUUACUUUUAUACGAAUUAGUCAAUUCAUGCAUUCAAGUUCACACAUACUGAAUUUAUCUGGUACAACCCUUGUCCAUUGGCUUCAUUUCAGAAAAAUUCUGAUUAUUGAAUUUUUGGGACUUAAUCACUUUCAUCUACCGGAAUUAUUCAUAAAUAUGUAGUACAUCUACAUCUACUUCAUGUAAUUAAGUAACAUUGGUUAUAGUAACAGAUUGUGCAAAUCGGUAUAACUUUAUCUUUAACCCAAUUUACGAAAUUAUGAAGUUUACAACAAUCAUUACUUGAAAAUUUUUCUGAUUUAAGUACAUCAGUUAAGAAAAGUCGAAGAACAUAUUAAUUUGAUUCAACAAUCCAAGGUAAUAUUUAAGAAAUGGUGUGUCUCACAUGUAUACAUAGACUCUGGGCACCAAUGGAUGCCAUCAAUUGAUGUGAUGUGAUAAAAUUAUUGAUUGUUUAAACCCUUGCAUAUCAACUCGAAGAAUAAAUUGGUAGACCGAUCUCAAA
Molecule: messenger RNA, 2458 nt
Organism: Athalia rosae (coleseed sawfly)
Lineage: Eukaryota; Metazoa; Arthropoda; Insecta; Hymenoptera; Athaliidae
Gene: Sirt4
Product: NAD-dependent protein deacylase Sirt4-like
Exons: 3
Coding region: 152-1114 (320 amino acids)
Molecular function (GO): NAD+ binding
Source: RefSeq, a predicted model, not a curated record